Messenger RNA from Schistosoma margrebowiei, 962 nucleotides. The record is from the annotation of a GenBank genome assembly. Lineage: Eukaryota; Metazoa; Platyhelminthes; Trematoda; Strigeidida; Schistosomatidae.
AUGGGGGGGUGUAUGUAUAUACAUAAUAAUAAUAAUAAUAAUAAUAAUAAUAAUAAUAAUAAUAAUAAUAAUAAUAAUAAUAAUAAUAAUAAUAAUAAUAAUAAUAAUAAUAAUAAUAAUAAUAAUAAUAAUAAUAAUAAUAAUAAUAAUAAUAAUAAUGAUAAAGAUUUACUACUUACAAUAUUUAUAAGUAUAUUCACUUUAUAUUUAACUUUAUUUAUUAUCAUCGAAUAUUGUUCAUUUAAACAAACCACCAAAUUAACCAAUCAAAUUUGUUCAAAAUGUCAAUCAACCAAUCAAAAUGUAUAUCAUCCUCAUCCUCAUUAUCAUCAUGAUAAUGAAGAGGAUGAUUCAUGUAAUCUAUUAUCAAUACAACAAUAUAAUCAGUUGACAUCAUUUGAAACACUGCCACCCAAUAAUAAUAAUAAUGAUAAUGAUAAUAAUAAUAAUAGUGAUGGUUACUACCCGAGAUGUUCACAGAGAUACCAUGAUAGCAACAAAAAGAAUUUUACUUACUCAAAAUAUGGUAAUCACGAUCUAGACGAAGCUUUUAGUAAUAAUAAUGGGUUGAGUUCAUUUAUCCCUCAUAAAUUAGAACAUCAUCCAACAUCUCUAUUGCAUACAUCAAAUGUUAUGUAUAAAUGUGAUAAUUUAUGUCGAACUAAAGCAUAUUUACAUGAUGAAAACAUUGAUGAUAAUGAAGAUGGUGAUAGGAAUACAAUUUGUAUUCCAACACAUGUACAUAGUUUAUCUUUACCAAGAAUCGAAACAUUCAAUGAUGAAAAUAUGAAUAAAACAAUUUUAAUCACACCGAAAUUAAUUAAUACCCCAUAUUCUUGUUGUACUUCUUCAACAACCUCAUCAUCCAAGUAUAAUUUACAUUCAUCAUAUUGUAAAUAGACUAUUCAAUAAUUCAUUUAUGUGAAUUAAUAAUUAUAAUAAUAAUACGAAUGACAUUUGAU